Caenorhabditis angaria is the source of this 1250-nucleotide messenger RNA. NCBI's taxonomy places the organism in Eukaryota, Metazoa, Nematoda, Chromadorea, Rhabditida, Rhabditidae. The record is from the annotation of a GenBank genome assembly.
AUGAAAUUGAGUCUCUUAAUAAUUGGUUUGGUGAGUUUUUUGACCUAAAAAAUAUUUAUGGAACUUCUCUUUUUUUUUUUAGAUUUUAUAUGGAUUUGGAUUUGUUGAACCUCACGUUGAAAACAGAAUUAUUGGUAAGGUGCAAUUCAAAAAAAAUUGCUGAAAAAAAUUAUUUUUUCCCAGGAAAACCAUUGGUGUCUUGCUUGAAAACUGGUGUAUUUUUGGAAGCGGAAGUUGAGAAAAUAUUCGAGGGUCAAAUUUAUGUGAGAGGUUCUAGAAACACGCAAAAUUGUUGGAAGAAAUAUGAAAAUGGAGAAUCUAGAUCUAGAAAUCUACAAUUUCAAAUUGAUAAAUCUCAACUUACAUCUUGUGGAUUUCAAUUUUCCAGAAUCGUAAGUUGUCUAUUUUCAGAGUUGAAAAAAAUAAAUUUUAAUUAUUUUCAGCCUGCUUCAUCUAAAUAUCUAGGAACUGGAAAUAUUAUUGUGGCAUUUCACCCGGAUUUGGUGACUUCUUCGGACCGCGCUUUUUCAGUGAAUUGUGAAUUUGAAGAUGAAAAUCUGAUUGAAAAUAAUCUGUGAGUGAGUAAAUUAAUAAUGAAUUUUAAAAAAAAUUGCAGAGAAACCACAAAAUUAUAUGGAGAACUGAAAUAUGUUCCGAAAAUUUCAAUGUCUAUAGAAUCACAGCAAGGAAAUCGGAAAGAAUUUGAGAUCGGUGAACCUUUGAUUUUCAAGUGGGAAUUCGUGGAAAAGAAGCAGGGAAUACUUGGGUUAUCACUUGAAAGAUGUUCGGCUGAAACAUCGGAUGGAAGAGGGAUGAGAAUAUUGGAAAAUGGAUGUUCUUUGGAUGAAGAAUUGAUAUCUGAUUCAAUGGUUUCCCCCGAUUACACAAGGAUUUUGGCGAAUUCGGAAGCUUUCAAAUUCCCUGAUGAAACACAAGUCUUCAUUCGAUGUUAUGUAAAGAUAUGUGUGAAAAGAUUCAAUCAUCUAUCGAAUUCAAUAUCUUCGGAUUUGUGUCCAGUUGAGAGAAGUUGUUCAGAAAAAUUGAGAAAUCGAAGGGAAUUGAGGAAUUCAACAUUGAUUCCAAUUACAGCAAAUUAUCGGAUAAGAAGAUCGCAAGCUUUGAAAAGUGAUGGCAAUCAGCAAUUUCAGAUUUGCAUGCAUGAAAAUGUUUAUUUCCUUGGUAUCUCGUCGAUUUUUAUCAUGUAUCUCUUAACAUUCUCUACUUUUGUCUUCAUUAGAAAGAUCUCAUAA